UCUAAAUGGUCUUUUAUAUUCCAUAGUUGGGAGGAAUUACAUUUAGUCAUCUCUUAUUCAAUAAUGACGAACAACGGCGCAGUUCCGACGUCUUCUCAUGCAUCUCCGAUGGUGGAUCUCGAGUCCAUCUCUCGUGCCAAGCGACGUAUCAAAGACGGACUCGCCACGCGACGUCCUUGGAAAGUGAUGUUCGAUUUCCACUCCAUGGGGCUACCUCACGGAGUCUCCGAUGCUUUCUCGAGAAUCAAGACGAAUCUUGCUUACUUCCGUAGUAACUACGCAAUCGUCGUCUUGAACGUCAUGUUCUUCAGCCUGAUAUGGCAUCCGAUCUCGCUCAUCAUCUUCGCCGGCUUGGUUUUCCUCUGGAUCUUUCUUUAUUUCCUCCGUGAAGAGCCUCUCAAAAUAUUCCGACUUCAGAUAAACGAUCAGGCGGUCUUGAUUGGUCUAUCGGUGAUAACCGUCGCUAGUCUCCUCUUGCUCGCUAACGCGACGUUUAGUAUAGUUGCGGCGUUGCUUACCGGAGCUGUGUUGGUUCUGAUCCAUGCGUUGGUUAGGAAGACGGAGGAUCUUUUCUUGGAUGAAGAGGCCGCGACGACUUAACACUUGAGGGUUGAUGUCACGUCACACCCUUCGUCUUAAUUAAAUUGAUUAAUCUCCAACUUUAUGUAUAUUAUAUUGUUUCGGAUCAUCUUAUAUAAUUUUUUACUGGUGUGAGUGUGGUUUGAAUCGAGACUCUCCCUCUCUCUCUCUCUCUCUUUGAAUUGAACAAUUCUAUACUUUGAUUUUAAACAAUUCUCAAUUUCGAA
This is a messenger RNA of Capsella rubella, 806 nucleotides long. RefSeq names its product PRA1 family protein F4. The coding region runs from base 64 to 600 and encodes 178 amino acids. The transcript has a single exon. Gene Ontology annotation, biological process: vesicle-mediated transport. The record is from RefSeq and is a predicted model, not a curated record. Lineage: Eukaryota; Viridiplantae; Streptophyta; Magnoliopsida; Brassicales; Brassicaceae. Gene Ontology annotation, cellular component: Golgi apparatus; endoplasmic reticulum.